Molecule: messenger RNA, 1804 nt
Organism: Ficedula albicollis (Collared flycatcher)
Lineage: Eukaryota; Metazoa; Chordata; Aves; Passeriformes; Muscicapidae
Product: extracellular sulfatase Sulf-1
Exons: 13
Coding region: 347-1804 (485 amino acids)
Cellular component (GO): endoplasmic reticulum; cell surface; plasma membrane
Molecular function (GO): glycosaminoglycan binding; N-acetylglucosamine-6-sulfatase activity
Source: RefSeq, a predicted model, not a curated record
GAAAAAUAAUGAUAAUAUUUCUUUCUUGCUUAAGAAAAAGGUUUUGCCCUUAAUAAAUUCUCUGAGCAAGAAAAGCUAUGAAAAUUAACCAAGGCACAUUUACUUCAGGAAAUUUUCAAAGGACGGAGAAAGAAGCUGUAACAAACAGUUCUGGAGACUUUGAAGCACAGCCACAGUACUGAGGUCUCUGGCUGACAAGGCUUCUGCUUUCUCCUUCUCACAGGGCUCCUCCUACAGAUGUUCUGAGCACGUCUGCAUCCCAGCAAUUUUUCACUGCGCCCAGGUCUUGAAAACUAGAGUUCAGGAGCUUCUGGAUCAGUCUUUUCAUUGAAAUACUGGAACUACUAUGAAGCCUUCUUGGUUUGCACUCAUGUUGGCAGUGCUCAGUACUGAAAUGCUAACAAGUCACUGUUCCACCAUCAAGUCCCCGAGGUUCAGAGGACGUGUGCAGCAGGAGAGAAAAAACAUCAGACCAAAUAUCAUCCUUGUACUCACAGAUGAUCAGGAUGUGGAGCUAGGGUCCUUGCAAGUGAUGAAUAAAACCAGGAGGAUUAUGGAGAAUGGAGGGGCCUCUUUCAUCAAUGCCUUUGUAACUACCCCGAUGUGCUGCCCUUCUCGAUCCUCCAUGCUGACUGGGAAGUAUGUGCACAACCACAACAUUUACACCAACAAUGAAAACUGCUCUUCUCCCUCAUGGCAGGCUACUCACGAGCCUCGAACCUUUGCUGUGUACCUCAAUAACACUGGGUACAGAACAGCUUUUUUUGGGAAAUACCUCAAUGAAUACAAUGGCAGCUACAUCCCUCCUGGGUGGAGAGAGUGGGUUGGAUUAGUGAAGAACUCUCGCUUCUAUAAUUACACCAUUUCUCGCAAUGGUAACAAAGAGAAGCACGGAUUUGAUUAUGCAAAGGACUACUUCACAGACCUAAUCACUAAUGAGAGCAUUAAUUACUUCAGAAUGUCUAAGAGGAUAUAUCCCCAUAGGCCCAUAAUGAUGGUCAUCAGCCACGCUGCACCCCACGGCCCCGAGGACUCUGCACCGCAGUUCUCAGAGCUCUACCCCAACGCUUCACAGCACAUCACUCCCAGCUAUAACUAUGCUCCAAACAUGGAUAAGCACUGGAUUAUGCAGUACACGGGGCCCAUGCUGCCAAUCCACAUGGAGUUCACCAACGUCUUGCAGCGCAAAAGGCUCCAGACCCUGAUGUCAGUUGAUGACUCAAUGGAAAGAUUACACCAAAUGCUUGCAGAGAUGGGAGAACUGGAGAAUACCUACAUUAUUUACACUGCUGACCACGGAUACCAUAUCGGGCAGUUCGGACUGGUCAAGGGGAAGUCAAUGCCAUAUGACUUUGACAUUCGAGUUCCUUUCUUUAUUCGUGGUCCAAGUGUGGAGCCAGGAUCAGUAGUGCCUCAGAUAGUUCUGAAUAUUGAUCUUGCUCCAACAAUUCUGGAUAUAGCAGGCCUUGACACACCUCCAGAUAUGGAUGGCAAAUCUGUCCUAAAGCUUCUGGACUUGGAGAGACCAGGAAACAGGUUUCGGACAAACAAGAAGGCCAAAAUUUGGCGUGACACAUUUCUAGUGGAAAGAGGCAAAUUUCUACGCAAAAAGGAGGAACCCAACAAAAACACUCAGCAGUCUAAUCAACUACCAAAGUAUGAGAGAGUAAAAGAAUUAUGCCAGCAAGCAAGAUACCAGACAGCCUGUGAACAACCAGGACAGGAUCAGGUUGAGACUCGUGUUGCACAGGGUGGUCAGGAUUCUCUACCUGUGCAAGACGUGCUGGAAGCAUUGCAGCAAUGA